Ctenopharyngodon idella (grass carp) is the source of this 5185-nucleotide messenger RNA. Its product is annotated as leucine-rich repeat-containing protein 74A. NCBI's taxonomy places the organism in Eukaryota, Metazoa, Chordata, Actinopteri, Cypriniformes, Xenocyprididae. The coding region runs from base 76 to 2157 and encodes 693 amino acids. The transcript has 14 exons. Gene Ontology annotation, molecular function: calcium ion binding; protein binding. The record is from RefSeq and is a predicted model, not a curated record.
UCGAGAGCGGAUAGAGCACAUAAAACAUCACACUCACGAUCAUGUUUCACAGGACAACAGGAACAAACUUUAUUCAUGUCGCUGAACGUAAACAGCAUGACGACAAACGCCAGCGGGAUGACGUCACUGCCAACAGCAGUAGAGCAGGUGUCACAUAUACACCUGUUGCUAAGACACGUAAACCAGCUUCACACAUGCCGGACAACACUAGACACAUCAGCAGGAACGCUAUCAAACUGUAUGUUGGAGAUGAAGGGUGAUGACUUCAGUGUCCACAGUCUCUCUCUGGACUCCCUCAGCUUGACCGAACAUGAACAUCCACACGAGGUGGUCCUGGAGGAUGAAGCCGACACCGAUGCUCGGGUAUCGGAGCUGAAGCACAUCAGGCAGGAUUUGUCCACUGAAGAAUUAUACCUGCAGGCCUGUAAACUGGUUGGUGUCGUUCCUGUCAGAUAUUUCCUCCGAAACCUGGGCUGCACCACCAUUAACCUCAACCACCAUGGACUCGGGCCUUUGGGAGGAAAAGCUCUGGCGAUCGCCCUCGUGACAGACAUGCACACCACAACACUGGAGCUGGCAGACAACUUUCUGUUAGCCGAAGGGGCCAGAUAUCUCAUGGAGAUGCUGAGGGCCAAUUUCACCAUUCAGAACCUUGAUCUCUCCGACAAUCACCUUCAGUCCGCUGGAGCAGAGUGUGUUGCUAAAAUGCUCUUGGAAAACAUUUCCAUUAAAUCAUUAAAACUAGCAGGGAAUAAAUUUGCUGAAGAUGAUGCAAAAUGGUUUGCAGAUGCCUUUUCAAGCAACUACAGAGUCAAGGAGCUGGAUUUGAGCCACAAUCAGUUCUGCGGGAGAGGCGGUGAACAUCUGGGUCAGAUGAUAGCAAAUAAUGACGGUAUAGAAGCUCUUGAUCUGAGCUGGAAUCAUCUGCGAAUGAAAGGAGCUGUAGCUUUCUGUGCUGGACUAAAGGUCAACACGACUUUGAAACACUUAGACCUGUCAUGGAACGGCUUUGGAAAUGAGGGUGCUUUAGCUCUGGGUGAAGCACUCAAGUUUAACAACACGCUGGUGCACCUGGACCUCAACAACAACCGCAUCACUGAUGAAGGAGCGAGCCUGCUGUGUAAGGGGCUGGAGGCUAACGAUACUCUCAGAGUGCUGCAGCUGGCGUAUAACUCAUUAACAGUAGAGGGGGCUCUUACUUUGAUCAAUGUAGUGAAGAACACACCUAAAACUGCCAUUGAGGAGAUCAACAUAUGUAACGUUCUGGUGAAUGAGAACUUCGUGCAGCUCUUAGAGUUGAUCUGUCAGGAACAUCCCAGUCUGGAGGUGCAGUAUGGAGGAGUCGGAGGCUUUAUCGCCAAAAAGCCUCGGAAACGCAUUGAUCCCAUGAAAGUCAUUCAGGAUUACCUUGAUCAGCGCAAGCUUCGUCUGUGGGACUUCUUCCGUAACAUAGACAAAGAUGGGACAAUGCGUGUUCCUGUCGUAGACUUCAGAAAAGCCGUUCAGCAAUCCAGCAUCCCACUGGAGAGAUUCCAGAUUGAGGAGUUGAUUCAGAGACUGGACAGAGACCGAACAGGCAUAGUGGACUACAGAGGCCUGGCAGAUACUAGGAAACAGAUGAUGCGAGACCACCGCCGCCAACUGCGUAAAGUGGAGUCAAGGCAGAAGAAGGAGAAACAGAAGAGCGACAGGAUCCUCAAAACCUUUGAGAGCGCAGUAGAGGCCGUCACUCCACGGAGCUCCAUGAUAAUAUCUCCAGGCGCUGCCAAAGAGGACUCCAGUGGUCCCCAGCACUUCUCUGCCACCCCGCUCAGCUCCUGGCACCAUAUAAUCAUGUCCAACAGCAGCCGCUACUCCGUCAAUAACAUGAGCAGCGAGCACGUGCACCUUCCCAUGAUAGGGAACCCCUCGAGAUCACCAGACAUGCGCUCAUAUUCACAGCCAAACCUUUUCGCCAGUAUCCCUAAACCAUCGACCAGCAAACCCACUUCUGCCCAAGGAUUGCACUCCACGUCCAACCCAAGUGUGGCCAGCAGUAAACUCAGCCCCACUGCUAACCUGACCAGAUCCAGGCCGGCGUUAAACACUGAGCCCACCAGUAAAGCAAAGGUUAAAGGGAAGAAAAAGAAGACCAAGAAAAGAAAAGAAAAGAUAUAAUGUCAAAAGGAUAUGGUGUUAAUGCCUGUCAAGCUCCACAAAGGGAAUAAGAAAAUUCAGAAGACUUUAAAUAUAUAGCACAUGAGAUAUAUGGGACAUUUUUUAUUAUAUAUAUUUUUUUUUGUCGUUUUGGAGGGUUUCCUCUGGGGACUCUGGUUUCCCCUACAUUCUAAAGACAUCCCAGAUAGCAAAUUGAUUCUGGAACCAAUCUGGUUGGUUUUUGGUUGAGUUUGGCCCACAUGGAAAUAUGGCCCAAGAUUCGCCCAGAAGCUGCUUGCAAAAAGUCAACCAGAUCCAUGCCGGAAGCAAACCAAAACUCAGCCACAAUAGCCGCUUUUCCACUGUCGGGCCAGCGCGAGCCAGGGCUUUCAGCGGACCAGGCUAGGCUAAUAGCCCCGGACUUGUAGCACCGAGCCCAAAAUCACGCUGCAUUUCCACCGUCGGGCCAGAAGCUCCGCAGCGCUUCACUAAAACACGCCUCUCUGGAACAACGUCACACAAACUAGUCAUUUCACAAACAAAUGGAAGUUUUAUCAGAAAAAUAAUCAGAAAGAAAUCGCUGGAAACUAGCGAGAUCGUAGAGUGAACAUGAUAAAAGCAGGCGUUUGUUGGCAUUUUGUUGUUUACUUAAAGAUUUAAAAGCCCAAGCAUCGAUGUUUUACCAAACAAAUUGAUCAUAAUGAAUUAAUUUGUGUCAAGAUUAAACAUUAGUCACAGAAAUAAAGUGGUAUUUACUGUUAUUUCACAAAAGAAAGAGGACACACAUACUUAUUCAGUCGCGUCUGUUUCUGUUUAUUUGUAGUCAUAUGUUUACAUCACAUUUACAAAGAAUGAUACACUCAAAAAAAUGAUACUUUAAACUAACUCAAGUCAAUUAUGGACAGUGGUUCCACACAACCAACUUAGUUUUUAUAAACAUUAAAGGUUUAUUUUUAAUCUAUGCAAUGUCCUUGUGCUGUGACAACACAACUGACUAAGGAAGAAUCUAUGUAAAAUAGUUAUGUCCAACCAACUCAAUUCAAUCAUGGACAGUGGUUCCACAUGAUUGAAACAAGUAAAACCCAAUAGAAUCAACCAUGUUAAACAAACUAGAAUCCAUUGUGUUCAUUUUACUUGAAUGAAUGGUUUUAGUUUUCAUAUUAAUUGAAUUAUACAAAUAAUCCUACAAUGAAUGCUUCUUGUUUAGUCUUGUGAUUUACAUAACUUUUGUGAUGUUCUGUGUUGGCGGUCUAGAAGUAAAAUUGGUUUCAUCCAGGGCAGCAUUUCCCAAAAGCAUCAUAAGCGUAAGUUGACCGUAGCAAUGGAGCUACAAUCAACUUAGGGUCACGAUACUUUUGGGAAACGCAACCCAGAAUACUACCAUAGUGAAUACUUUGUUAUUAAAGUAAUUUGGAUUUUUGCUAGCAGGUCCCCAGCCCAAGCACAAGCUCAACACUUCACUACAAUGGUAACCCCACAACUAUUAACAUAACAGAAACUUUUAAAUACCAACAUAAUAGUAAGUAAACAUUAAAAAGUCGCUCCAUUUUCUCAUCUUGCUAAAAACUGCUUAAAAUAACACUUUAUUUCAACAUUUACUCUCCCAGAUCAGCCCCUUUGCAAAGCAUGAUGGGAAGUGAAAGUCCUGUUUGAUUGAGUCCUGGUUGAAUUUACUUGAUUGAAACAUGUUAUUUUAAUAUGAAAGCAUCGAGUUAAGUCAAAAAGUAAUUGUUUCAAGUCAAUUUAACAUGAAGCAAUUAAAUUUGAACCAGAAACCUGAUACAAUGGUGUUGAAUCAAAAUAAGUUGUUUAAAUAAAGUGAACAGCAUCAAAAAAUCAUUUUUAUGAGUGUAAUUUCUACAAAUUUUCCACCAAAAAUACGACCUGAGGAGCUUUAGCACUCUCUCCAGUGAGUCCCAACAGUUGUAUUUUCAGUCUGAGAAACAGGGGAAUCCCGAAAAACUGGAGUUGCUUUAUUUUAUGAAAUAUGCGGAGCUAAAUGUGGAUAUCAGACAGUCCGUUAAGAGACGAGAUGUGCUGACAGAUAAAAUAAAUACAUGAUUGUGAUAAGAUUUGUCUGAUUUCUUCAAGCCUGUCGUAUUUACCAUGUUUACUAUGGUAAUAGCGCGCAUAUUCUUGGUGAUCAGAAUCCACAUCGGAUCACAAACAAGUUAUUUCAAACACUUGCUGCUGUCUGAAAGUGAGUUCUGAGCUAAAAUGAUUUUAAAAGUCUUUAAUGCUGAUGUUAGCUGGUCACCUACAUGUAAUCAUCCAUGGCGCCUCCUUCUCCACAGAUUAACUCCGCCUUUGUUCGUAACCACUCCCUCAAGCCCGAGCUGGCCUGCUUUGGACCAAGGUAUUCGGCGGGCCGAAAAACCCUGGCCGUUGGCCCCAAGGAAACACCGACGAGGCACGAUCAAGUGUCAAGUGACAGUGGAAACGCGAAUGGCCCUGGCACGCACUAGCACGCCCGCUUUAGGCCCGACAGUGGAAACACGGCUAAUGUCUUUCAUGUGCCCAGAAAUCAGCCAUAACUGGCCCAAAACAGGGCCAGGAUCCCCAAAUGUCAGAGAGAAAAGAGACAAACUGCCACUCUUUUUACCCAAGAACUCGUCCACAACAGUAAGAAAACAGCUAUUGCAGCUGCUACAUAAUGUUUUUUUUAUGGCAGAUGUGCCGAAUGUAAGCGAGAUUUAGCCCAGACUCUGUUGCUAUAUGGGAUGCAGGUCAAACUCAACACAGAAUAUCCUGGUUGGGCUGGGACUCGAACUGGGAACCUUCUUGCUGUGCUUCCCUCGAGAAGUUCGUACCACAUUAAAUGCAGCACAUGCUUUGACAGUACGUGAUUUCAGAUGCAGCUAUAAUGUAGAUCUGAAAGUAUCAGUGCUGGGGAACUGACUUUUAUUUUAGUUUGUCAAUCAUACCGUAUUGGUUUUCUUUCUCAUGUUUAUGUUUGUUGUUUUGCAAUGAUAUGAUUUUGAGCUGUUUUAUUUAUAUGCAAAUGCUUUGGGAAUGUGAAUGUAACAUUUUUGACUUCAAUAAAGUUGAC